Molecule: messenger RNA, 1048 nt
Organism: Vitrella brassicaformis
Lineage: Eukaryota; Vitrellaceae
Source: the annotation of a GenBank genome assembly
UUCGACCCCCGCCAAAUUCGCGGCCCGGGGUGCCCACACAGUGGGUGCCCCUUACUCGGAAUGACGAAUAAGUUGCCGUAGUAGGAGCACGGGAGCCCCGAAGGGAUUGGUCCAUCGCCUCCUCGUGGCGUCCCCCUACCCGGUGCGGUCGAUCUCGGCGCCUAUCAUGCUGCCGCAGAUGCUCUUUGGAAAGCGCACGCCGUAAAACUCGAGGUCGAGAGGCGUAGUAUGCGCCUCAAGGAUCGCGACGGGUGGGAUGUUGUUCGUCUCAUUUCGACACCAUUCAUCGUUGUAGUCAGGGAAGAGGCGUGGAUGACUCCAUUGCGUACCGUUGCCCUGCCCAGUUCUAGCUGACCUUCCGUCCUGAGCAACGAGAAACCUCGUCACAAUGUGAGAAAUCCGUCGAUUGCUUCCUGUCUUCAAAGUACGCUCACCAGCAGUACGGAUAGCCAUAGAACUGCCCGGCAUUCUCGGGCUGAUAUCUAUUGAGCUCUUCAGCCGGAUUACCGAUAGCAAUAUCACCACCCAAAUCCUCUCUGAAAAGGUCAUUCUCGCCACUGAUGACGCCCCACAGGACGCCUUCAAAGUCCCAGCCAAGGCCCACAGAGUUGCGCAGCCCAUCAGCGAAGACCUCCCCUUCAGCACAAGACGUGCCGUUGGGCGGCAGUUGCGCUGCCACGACCAAAUCCGCCGGGAAGCGACGAAUCCGAGAGCGGAAAGGGGUCGGGUCAAUGUUGCCGUAGGAGCCUAAUGCGACGUAUAUGUUGCCGUCGAGGUCGAAUUCGAAUGGGCGCGAGCGAUGGUUGUGAUUCACUAUCUCGUGGGGAUCAAAAUCGAGCUCAUUCAUGCCGUAGAUCUGUGAGGACAUACAGGGAAAGACGACCUAAUGAUAGGCCCAUCGCCCCCUUUCAGUGCCCUUACCACCACUUGACGCCUCUCGUCGUCGAGGGGGUCCCUCUGCCCCUCGCUGUAUGGCCACCGGUAGAGCACGUCUUCGCUGGAAGCGAAGAGGUAGUCCCCGGUGACGCCGAUCCCGUGGGUCAGCAUG